Molecule: messenger RNA, 1623 nt
Organism: Acyrthosiphon pisum (pea aphid)
Lineage: Eukaryota; Metazoa; Arthropoda; Insecta; Hemiptera; Aphididae
Gene: Cdc2rk
Product: cyclin-dependent kinase 10
Exons: 10
Coding region: 233-1456 (407 amino acids)
Biological process (GO): regulation of mitotic cell cycle; protein phosphorylation
Cellular component (GO): nucleus
Molecular function (GO): cyclin-dependent protein serine/threonine kinase activity; ATP binding
Source: RefSeq, a predicted model, not a curated record
GUAACGCCGAACAUCACAGUCCUCAAUCAAAAAUCAUAUUAUUUAUCACAAUAAAAAAUAUUUUGUUUGUACCUUGUGGUGUGAUAUGUUUCACGUUUAAAACUUAUAUAUUAGUUAGUAACUUAUAUAUAUAGUUCUGUAUUAGUCUUCGGUACGACUUACUAGUUACAAUUGGAUGUUAACAUUGGUAUUUUAACUCUCAUUUAAUAGUUCAAACAAUCGACCGAUCAACAUGGGAAAAUCUAAAAAAAAGCAUUCGAAAAAAAGCAAAAAAGAAAAAACUGUAGAAAGUGGAGGCAUUAAGAAAUCAAAACAAGUAUUGGCAGAUUAUGAUCCUACUGGCCCAGUAAUGCUUUCAGGAUCAUUGUAUUCUUUUCGUGAUCUUAAACCUAUGCCAAUUCCUGAAAAAGACCUUCUUGGACGUUGUCGAUUUGUUGCCGAGUUUGAAAAAUUGAAUCGCAUAGGUGAAGGAACAUAUGGCGUUGUGUAUCGUGCAAAGGAUUCAAAAUCACCAGUUGAAAAAAUUGUUGCAUUGAAGAAAGUUCGUAUGGAAAAUGAAAAGGAAGGAUUACCAAUGAGUGCACUUCGUGAGAUAUCAUUAUUAUUGAAAUGUGAUCAUGAGAAUAUCGUUCGCCUACAAGAAGUCUUAGUGGGCAGAAGUUUAGACAGUAUAUUUCUGUCAAUGGAGUAUUGCGAACAUGAUUUGUCCAGUUUAUUAGAUAACAUGGCUACUCCAUUUACUGAGUCUCAAGUAAAAUGUAUAUUUUUACAGCUCUUGAAAGGACUUAAGUAUUUGCAUUCAAAUUUCAUUAUUCAUCGUGAUCUCAAGGUAUCUAAUUUAUUGAUUACAGACAAAGGAUGUGUAAAAAUAGCUGAUUUUGGAUUGGCUCGUUUUUUUGGUGUGCCACCAAAGAAAAUGACAGCCAAAGUCGUAACACUUUGGUACAGAGCUCCUGAAGUCUUAUUAGGAUCUCCUAAGUUGACAACAGCUAUUGAUAUGUGGGCAACAGGAUGUAUUUUUGCUGAGCUUUUGCUUCACAAGCCGUUAUUACCUGGCCGUACAGAGAUUCAUCAACUUGAUUUGAUAUGUCAACUUCUUGGCACUCCCAACGCUUCAAUAUGGCCUGAAAUUGACACAUUACCAGCACUGAAAAAUUUUACAUUGAGACCACAGCCAUACAAUAAUAUUAGACCAAAAUUUCCAUGGUUAUCCGACGCUGGGAUUCGUCUUUUAAAUUUUUUAUUUAUGUAUGAACCGAGCAGAAGAGCAACAGCUGAAGAAUGUCUUCAAAGCUCUUACUUUGUUGAACCACCAUUGCCAUGUGAUCCUAAAUUGAUGCCUACAUUCCCACAGCAUCGUAAUUUAAAACUUAAGAAACCAUCGAAUCAACCAAAAGUUUGUCAAACUAUUCCGCCAGUUGUACCAUCCUUAACUGACUUAUUAAGUUGGAAGUAAAAGAAGAUCAUUUUUUGUAACUUACAAUAAUUUUAAUCCUUGAUAUUAUACAAUUUUUAUUCAAAAAAUCAUUACAAAACAAUUUUAUAUUGUAUACUCUUAUACUAAAAACAUGAGCCUAGUUUGCUUUUAAAAACAAUAAACAUAAUUAUAUCAGAUUAUAAAUA